CCCAGCUGCAGUUUCGUGUGGAUCGAGCGCGUGCGUGCAUGUGGCACACAAAUAGUAAACCCUGUGACUGUUGUUAUUUAAAAAGUGUUCUCGAUUCUCGUGAUCUAUGGUUUUCUAAGUUUUUAAUUUCCGCAAACAUUUUUUGUAACACGUCCAAGAAUCCUCCAAAUGGCGCGAAAAAAACUAACAGUUGUGUGUGAAUGUGAAAUAUUAAGUUAAAAUGACAGUUACUAACUAGUGAUGUGCCCAAAGUCUGCUGUUGAAAAUAGUUAUCGAUAAAAAAGUGCGACAUACAGUGCAUACAAAAUGGAAUCUCAUAAUUCAACAUUAGCCACAAUAUACCCAAGAGAAGCCACUAUUAUGGCUGCAGUGUGCGCUAUAAUUUUUAGUAUAAUUGGUGUUUUAGGCAACUUCAUCACGACAGUCGCGCUACUCAUGCACCCGAAGCUGCGCGGGCACGUGACCACCAUGUUCGUGCUCUCCCUCUGCGUGUCAGACCUGCUGUUCUGCAGCAUCAACCUGCCACUGACCGCCAGCCGCUACGUCAAGGAGCGCUGGGACUUCGGGGACCAGCUGUGUCAGAUGUUCGCCUUCGUGUUCUACGGCAACGAGGCUGUCAGUCUGCUGUCUAUGGUCGCGAUUACCAUUAAUAGAUACAUACUAAUCGCGUACUACGAUAUGUACUCACAAAUAUACACGACGACCAAGAUAUGGGUGCAGUUGUUCCUAGUCUGGCUUGUGUCAUUUGGCCUUAUGGUACCGCCACUACUAGGCAUCUGGGGCCGCCUGGGGCUGGACACGGAGACCUUCUCCUGUACCAUCCUGCGGAACCACGGCCGCUCGCCCAAGAAGUACCUCUUUGUGUUCGGGUUCGCGCUGCCGUGUGUCGUGAUCAUCGUGUCCUACUCGUGCAUCUAUUGGAAGGUGCGGCAGAGCAAGCGGAAACUUGAGGGCAGAAGGUGUGUAUGUGGCAAACUGAGCGGGCAAACAGCGAAAGAGAAAGAAGAGGACUCUCGCCUGACGACCCUGAUGCUGACCAUCUUCCUCUGCUUCCUCGCCUGCUUCCUGCCUCUGAUGAUCAUGAACGUCGCCGACGAUGGCAUCAAGUACCCUUGGCUCCACAUCAUAGCGUCCAUCUUAGCGUGGGCCUCCUCCGUCAUCAACCCGUUGAUCUACGCGGCGACCAAUAGACAAUAUAGAGCAGCGUAUGGUAACCUUCUUAAGUUCUGUCAGAAUAAUCCAGUGACCAGAAGGACCACUUGGGGUAGCAGGACGGUGGGGCACUCGUCUAAUUCCCCCCAUUAUGCUGAAAAGAGAAAUCCGCUGAAGCCGGAUAUGCCGACGAAAUUAUGAAAAUAGAACGUUGGAGAGGGGAUUAAGUUCUUGUUGGGUGAUCUCAGUUUGAAUCCAAAGUUGGCCGAACAAUUUAUUGAGAAAAUCCUUAACUAAAUUAUGACAAUGGUAUACAA
This is a messenger RNA of Plutella xylostella (diamondback moth), 1469 nucleotides long. It is a transcript of the gene Tre1, whose product is annotated as Trapped in endoderm 1. NCBI's taxonomy places the organism in Eukaryota, Metazoa, Arthropoda, Insecta, Lepidoptera, Plutellidae. Gene Ontology annotation, molecular function: G protein-coupled receptor activity. Gene Ontology annotation, biological process: G protein-coupled receptor signaling pathway. The record is from RefSeq and is a predicted model, not a curated record. Gene Ontology annotation, cellular component: membrane.